Molecule: messenger RNA, 1692 nt
Organism: Nilaparvata lugens (brown planthopper)
Lineage: Eukaryota; Metazoa; Arthropoda; Insecta; Hemiptera; Delphacidae
Product: piggyBac transposable element-derived protein 4-like
Exons: 2
Coding region: 112-1416 (434 amino acids)
Source: RefSeq, a predicted model, not a curated record
GAUUAUAUUAUUAGGCCUAAAAAAAAACAACUGGUAGGCAAAAAUAAGUAUAGAUGGUCAACCAAACCUCCAAAAAGAGCUGGUCGAACCCCUCGACGAAACAUAAUUUUCAUGAGAUCCCGACCUGCUGGAGCUGCUCGGGGUGUUACGAAUGCUGAAAAUCUGUUUUCCUUAUUUGUAAAUGAAACCAUAAUCGAUGCAAUUGUAAAGUACACAAAUCAAGAGAUUUUAAUUCAAAAAGUAAACUACAAUGAUUCAACUUUUACCAAAGAGACUACUAAUAAAGAAGUUAGAGCCUUACUCGGACUCUUGAUUUAUUUUGGAGCAUUAAAUCACAACCACACGUCUACAAAAGUUCUUUGGCACGAAAGUAAGGGCCUUUGCAUCACCAGAACUGUAAUGCCCUUAGCAAGAUUUGAGUUUUUAAUCAACACAUUACGAUUUGAUGACAAGUUAACGCGAGACGCUCGAAAGGAAAUUGACGCCCUUGCACCAAUUCGAGAGGUAUGGGAUAAGUUUAUUGAACAUUGUAAGGAGUAUUACAUCCCUGGACCGUACUGUUGUAUUGAUGAACAGCUCCUGGCUUUUCGAGGGAAUUCACGGUUCCGUAUGUAUAUCCCAAAUAAACCAGCAAAAUAUGGUUUGAAGUUGGUCAUGCUCUGCAACUCUAAUGGUUAUUUGAUCAAUGCCAUCCCAUACACUGGGAAAAAAAUGAAUACAGGAGGACAACCACAAGCUGCAUUUUUUGUGGAAAAAUUAUCAGAAACCAUUCAAGGCAGUAAUAGAAAUAUUACUGUUGAUAAUUGGUUCAGUUCAGUCCCUCUAUUCAACGACAUGCUGAGUAAAUACAACUUGACCAUGGUGGGAAAAAAAAAUAAGAAUGUACUUCUACUAUCAAACAUGCACCAGGGAUACUCCAUGCAACAGAACUCAAAGCUGCCAGAAAUAAUUCACUUUUAUAACAAUACCAAAGGCGGAGUGGAUUUGUUGGAUCAAAUGUCUGCUCAGUAUUCCUGUAGUAGGAAAACAAGAAGAUGGCCUGUGUGUCUCUUUUAUGGCAUCUUGAAUAGUGCCUGUGUUAAUUCUUACAUCAUCUACAAGGAGAACACUUUUCUGAACAAGCAAACUCCACAACCAAGAGUAGAGUUUUUAUUUACCCUGGCAGAAGGUCUGAUGAAGCCUUGGUUAGAGGAAAGACUACAAACACCAACACUGCGUAGAGGAAUUCGCCUUGCGAUUGCCGAACAACUUGGUAUCGAUGAGCCCAGACACGCAGAGAACGACAACCGACGUGCCGGAAGGUGUUGCAUCUGCCCCCGUUCCAGAGAUGUCAAAACCACUAUAAAGUGUAUUGAGUGCAAAAUGUUUGUAUGUAAAAGUCAUUCCCUAUCUAUCUGUGCUAAUUGCAGGGAAUAAAGUGUGUGAACAUGACUUAAAACUAAAACCAUACAAAAGUAUCCAAGAAAAUGUAAGUUUUUCAAUUUUCUUUUUUUAUGAGUAAAAUAAAUGUCAGAUAUGUCUUUAAAUUGUUAUUAAGGAAAUAAACAUAAACCAAACAAAUUGUUAGUUGAGGUUUUUUAAUAAAAUUUAAGUUUUUAAAACAAAAUGUUGAGUUUUUGUUUUUGGGGAACCCAGUACCCCAGAGUAGGGUUCGUGUUUCUAGAAAGUAAGUGUAGGAUUUCAGGGUUAAAA